Molecule: messenger RNA, 4302 nt
Organism: Heterocephalus glaber (naked mole-rat)
Lineage: Eukaryota; Metazoa; Chordata; Mammalia; Rodentia; Bathyergidae
Gene: Stim2
Product: stromal interaction molecule 2
Biological process (GO): intracellular calcium ion homeostasis; activation of store-operated calcium channel activity; store-operated calcium entry
Cellular component (GO): endoplasmic reticulum; plasma membrane
Molecular function (GO): protein binding; calcium ion binding; calcium channel regulator activity
Source: RefSeq, a predicted model, not a curated record
GCGAAUGUGUGAGGGGAGGGAGGCGUCCGGGCCGAGCGUGGUACUAAGACGAGCGCGGCCGGAGGGGGCGGGGGGAUGCGCCGCGUUGGCGGCGCGGGCGCUGGGGCUGGUGUUUGGCCGCGCCGGAGCAGCGGAUCCUGGUCUCGCCGCGGCAGCAGCGCGGGUGUCGCGCACGACCCGAAGACGCCGUACCUUUCUGUCCCCCACCUUUUUUUUUUUUUUUUUAAAUAACCGGAACCAAUGAGCGCAGCCGGGACUCGAGCUCCGGAGGCCGCCGGUGCCGAGGGGACCAGGCUGGCGCCCAGCGGGACCUCGCGUCUGAGGCGGCGGGGGCGGCCUGGGGAGUCGCCGGCGCCGGUCGGGGCGCCGCCGCGGUCUCCUCGCGCCGCGGCUCCCGGUUUGGCCUCGUGCUGGCUGCCGCCGUGGUGCUGGGCUGCGCUGCUCGUGUUCGGGCUCCUGGUGGCCGGAGCGGCAGACGGAUGCGACCUGGUGCCGCGGCAUCUCCGCGGGCGGCGGGCGGCGGGCUCGGCCGGGGCGGCCGCCUCCUCUCCCGCGGCGGCGGCGGCGGGCGACAGCGCGGCGCUCCUGACAGAUCCCUGCACAUCGCUGAGCCCAUCGUGCUUUACAGAUGAAGAUAAGUUUAGUCUGGAAGCUCUUCAGACAAUACAUAAACAAAUGGAUGAUGACAAAGAUGGUGGAAUUGAAGUAGACGAAAGUGAUGAAUUUAUCAGAGAAGAUAUGAAAUAUAAAGAUGCUACUAAUAAGCACAGCCAUCUGCACAGAGAAGACAAGCAUAUAACUGUUGAGGACUUGUGGAAGCAGUGGAAAACAUCAGAAGUUCAUAAUUGGACUAUUGAGGAUACCAUUCAGUGGUUGAUAGAAUUUGUUGAACUUCCUCAAUAUGAAAAGAAUUUUAGAAGCAGUAAUGUCAAAGGAACAACACUUCCCAGGAUAGCAGUGCAUGAUACUUCAUUUAUGAUUUCCCAGCUGAAAAUCAGUGACCGGAGUCACAGACAAAAACUUCAGCUGAAGGCACUGGAUGUGGUUCUGUUUGGACCUCCAACACGCCCACCUCAUAACUGGAUGAAGGAUUUUAUUCUCACUGUUUCUAUAGUAAUUGGUGUUGGAGGGUGCUGGUUUGCUUAUACACAGAAUAAGACAUCUAAAGAACAUGUUGGAAAAAUGAUGAAAGACUUGGAGAGUUUACAAACUGCAGAGCAAAGUCUAAUGGAGUUGCAGGAGAGGCUCGAAAAAGCACAAGAAGAAAACAGAAAUGUUGCUGUAGAAAAGCAAAAUCUAGAGCGAAAAAUGAUGGAUGAAAUCAGUUAUGCAAAGGAGGAAGCUUGCCGGCUGAGAGAGCUGAGAGAGGGGGCAGAGUGUGAAUUGAGUAGGCGACAAUAUGCAGAACAGGAGUUGGAGCAGGUUCGCAUGGCUCUAAAAAAGGCUGAAAAAGAAUUUGAACUGAGAAGCAGCUGGUCUGUUCCGGAUGCUCUUCAGAAGUGGCUUCAGUUAACACAUGAAGUAGAAGUACAGUACUACAAUAUUAAAAGACAAAAUGCUGAAAUGCAGUUAGCUAUUGCUAAGGAUGAGGCAGAAAAAAUUAAAAAGAAGAGAAGCACAGUCUUUGGAACUCUGCAUGUUGCACAUAGCUCCUCCCUGGAUGAGGUCGAUCACAAAAUUCUGGAAGCAAAAAAAGCUCUCUCUGAAUUGACAACUUGUUUACGAGAACGACUUUUUCGCUGGCAACAGAUUGAGAAGAUCUGUGGCUUUCAGAUAGCCCAUAACUCGGGACUGCCCAGCCUGACCUCUUCCCUUUAUUCUGAGCACAGCUGGGUAGUGAUGCCCAGAGUCUCCAUUCCGCCCUAUCCUAUUGCUGGAGGAGUUGAUGACUUAGAUGAAGAUACACCUCCAAUAGUGUCACAGUUUCCUGGGACCAUGGCGAAACCUGCUGGAUCUUUAGCCAGAAGCAGUAGUUUGUGCCGCUCUCGUCGCAGCAUCGUGCCAUCCUCAUCCUCACCGCAGACCCAGCGAUCUCAGCUUCCCCCACAUGCUCCCCACCCCUCCCACCCUCGGCUCCCUCACCACCCCCAGCAACCCCAGCACUCCUUGCCUUCCCCGGAUCCGGAUAUCCUCUCAGUGUCAAGUUGCCCUGCACUCUACCGAAACGAAGAGGAGGAGGAGGCCAUUUAUUUCACUGCUGAAAAGCAAUGGGAAGUGCUAGACACCACUUCAGAAUGUGACUCUUUAAACUCUUCCAUUGGAAGGAAGCAGUCUCCUCCUUCAAGCCUCGAGAUAUACCAAACAUUGUCUCCUCGAAAGAUAUCAAGAGAUGAGCUCUCUCUAGAGGAUUCCUCCAGAGGAGAUUCGCCCAUCACUACAGACCUCUCCCAGGGCUCUCCAGAUUGUGUAGGUCUGACAGAAACCAAGAGUAUGAUCUUCAGUCCUGCAAGCAAAGUGUACAAUGGCAUCUUGGAGAAAUCCUGUAGCAUGAACCAGCUUUCUAGUGGCAUCCCGGUGCCUAAACCUCGCCACACAUCGUGUUCUUCAGCUGGCAACGACAAUAAACCCAUUCAGGAAGCCCCGAGUGUUACCAGGAUAAGCAGCAUCCCACAUGACCUUUGUCAUAAUGGAGAGAAGAGCAAAAAGCCAUCAAAAAUCAAAAGCCUAUUUAAGAAGAAAUCUAAGUGACCUGGCUGACUUGGUGGAAUUCCAUCCAAGUGGCAUCUGUAAACUUAUUAUCUCACACCCUCCACUCCCAAUUUUUUUGUUUUAUUUUUAGGAGUGUAAUUCCAUUGGGGCUUUCCAGACUGGAUGCCAUAGUGGAAUGUCCUUAAGGGCAGCUGUCUGCUAUCUGCUUAAAUGACUAGGUAAUCAAUUCAUCAAGUCAGUUAUUACUGAAAAAUCAUUAAGAGAUGAGACAGUUUACAGUCCUUUCUGCCUAUUUAUUUCUGCUUUGUUGUUAGUGAUGUAUAUACAUUUUGUUGAAAGCCACUGUGGACUUACAAGCUUUAAUGGACUAGUAAGCCAGCAUGGGCUUGCAAAAAUUUCUUGUUUACCAAGCAUCUUCUUAUCUUUCCACAGAGCUAUUUACAACAUGGACUAAGUAACUUAAGAGAAGUAAAACUAAUUGCACUACUGUUUUCCAGACUGGAAAAAAUAAAUCUCUGCAAGUGAAACUGUGUAGAGUUUAUAAAAUGACUAUGGAUAGGGAACUGUUUUCACUUUUAGAUCAAAAUUGGAUUUUUAAGUAGAAACUAGGGUUUCUAAUUGACUUGAUUUCAGGAAAUGAAAACCCACGCUUUUAUUAUGGGAUGCUUCUUUAAAUGCAUUUAAUAUUAUGAAGUUUCAGGUCCUGCUGUAAAGAUCAUGUUGUUUUGUUUUCCCCAGGGCUUUCACUGUGAUUUACUGCAUUGCAGCCUGUAUGAUAAAAUACAAAUAAUUUAAAGAGAGAAGGCUCAUAAUUCCUUAUGCAAAUGAGAGAGUUGAAACUUGAUUGAAGGACUUAAAACAUUCACAAGCUUAAACUGAAAUGGGGUGUGGGGAUUCAGGCACUUGUUUACAGACUUCAAAUAACUGCAAGGACUUAUGGUUUGUGAAAGAUUUGUACUGUGGAAAAGAUAAUAAAUUGGAGACAUGAUUGUGUGGGAUUGUGUUGAUUUUUGUUGAUAACACCACUAAAAACACUAUGUUUUCUGGAGAACUGUAAGCUGUCUUGUUGCUUAAUUGCAAUAUAAGAAAUAGUGAUGUUUUGGAAGUAAGUUGUCAACAAAUUUCUAUUUUAUAUCAUUUGUCAUAUUUUUUAUGUAGCUUGAAAUGUUUAAAUGUUCUAAUAUCAAGAUUAACAAAUACAAAUUUAUGGUGCAUUUAGAUUGUGUUGUAUUAAUUUGUAAAGAUUGGUGUUUGCUAAAUUGAUAGGUUGCUUAUAAAGGUAGAUUUGUUAUGAGAAAUGUCACACAGAACAACAAAGUACCUUAACAUCUCCGGAGUUUCUGCUUACUCCGCUUUUCAAAAUUCCAUCGUAAGUGAUCUGUAGAAUGCAAUGUGGAUGCGUAUUUGGGUGAAAAACUGAUUCAUAUUAGCUAGAAUGGUUUUUUAGCAUUAUGGGUGAAAUACAUAAUCUAACCUAGUGCUAUUUAGGUAAAAAUGCUGAUUGAUAAACAAGUUUCUUUUGUGAUUUGUUCUAAAGAAAAGUUUUAAUUAUCAAGAAUGUGGAAGGGCUGGGGAUUUAGCUCAGUGCUUCCAAUGCCUGCCUUGCAAGGGCAAGGUCCUGAGUUCAAUCCCUGGUACCAAAAAAAAAAAAAA